Messenger RNA from Penicillium antarcticum, 726 nucleotides. Its product is annotated as DNA replication protein PSF1. Lineage: Eukaryota; Fungi; Ascomycota; Eurotiomycetes; Eurotiales; Aspergillaceae. The coding region runs from base 1 to 726 and encodes 241 amino acids. The record is from RefSeq and is a predicted model, not a curated record. The transcript has 3 exons. Gene Ontology annotation, cellular component: GINS complex. Gene Ontology annotation, biological process: DNA strand elongation involved in mitotic DNA replication; DNA replication.
AUGGAAAGUCGCGUACCUCACCAGGACCCAGAUCGCGUAGCAACAAUGUACGGCGAACUCGGCAACAAACUGGUCCAACACGCCAAACGCACCCAAUCCCUCGCCCACCUCCCACCCUAUCAAACCGAAAUAGUACGCGCGGUAACCCGCGAAGUGCGUGAUCUAGACCGUGAUGUCACCCGCCUCCUAGCUCCAUUCGAAGGCGCCUUCAAUCCAUCCGCCGACCCAGCAGUCGCCUGCGCACUACUAGUUGACCACCUCUGCAUGCGCCGCAACAAGCGCUGUCUACUAGCCUACCACCGCGUGCGCACAGAGAAACUUGAAGAGCUAUGCUGGCUUGGUGUUGAUAUUCUUGAGCAGCAGCAGCAACAGCAUGCUGAGGGUGGUGGAAAAGGUGGGAGUGGGAAUGGGGCCAAUGGUGGAGCUACGAUGACCGCGCUUGGGGGUGAGGGUGGACAUAGCUCCCUUAGUCCUGAGGAGGAGGAGUAUUUUCGGUUAUAUGGGGAUAUGCUUGCCGCGUAUAAGGGGCAGUGGACUGAUGUUGAUUUGACGGGGACGUUGGAGCCGCCUAGGGAUUUGUUUAUUGAUGUCAGGGUUUUGAAGGAUGCUGGGGAGAUUCAGACGGAGUAUGGGGUUAUCAACUUGACGAAGAAUAGUCAACUCUAUGUUCGACAGGGUGAUGUAGAGAGGUUGAUCUCUCAAGGAUUCUUGGAGCGAUUGAGCUGA